GCUCUGAGACAUGUAAGACAAAUUGCACAAGAGACAAGUGGAGAAGUUCAGUACGGUGGAGGGCGCCAACCUGCUGUUUUAAGAACCUUCAGUCAAAAACUCUGUCGGGGAUUCAAUGAUGCUGUGAAUGGUUUUGUGGAUGAUGGAUGGUCACCAUUGGGUAGUGAUGGUGCAGAGGAUAUUACAGUUAUGAUGAACUUGUCUCCUGGAAAGUUUGGUGGGUCUCAGUUCGGUAGCUCCUUCCUUCCAAGCUUUGGUAGUGGUGUACUUUGUGCCAAGGCAUCUAUGCUAUUGGAGAAUGUUCCACCUGCUGUGCUAAUUAGAUUCCUUAGGGAACACCGCUCUGAAUGGGCUGAUUAUGGUGUGGAUGCUUAUGCUGCUGCAUCCCUCAGAGCAAGUCCCUUUGCUGUUCCUUGCGCUAGAGCUGGUGGGUUCCCUAGCAACCAAGUCAUUCUCCCACUAGCACAGACUGUUGAACAUGAAGAGUUUCUUGAGGUGGUUAGACUUGAAGGUCAUGCUUAUUCACCUGAAGACAUGGGUUUAGCUCGUGAUAUGUACUUGCUUCAGCUUUGUAGCGGUGUUGAUGAAAACGUUGUUGGAGGGUGUGCACAGCUUGUCUUUGCUCCUAUUGAUGAAUCAUUUGCUGAUGAUGCCCCUUUGCUUCCUUCUGGUUUCCGUGUCAUACCUCUUGAACAAAAAUCAACCCCGAACGGUGCAUCUGCGAACCGUACGUUGGAUUUAGCAUCAGCUUUAGAAGGAUCAACACGUCAAGCAGGUGAAGCUGACGCAAACGGUUGUAACUUUAGGUCGGUGGUGACCAUAGCAUUCCAGUUCACAUUUGAUAACCACACAAGAGACAAUGUAGCUUCAAUGGCACGGCAGUACGUGAGAAGCAUUGUGGGAUCUAUUCAGAGGGUUGCUCUAGCCAUUGCUCCUCGUCCUGGUUCCUGUAUCAGUCCUAUAUCUGCUCCGACUUCCCCUGAAGCUCUCACUCUGGCCCGUUGGAUCUCACGGAGUUACAGAGUUCACACUGGUGUAAUUCUCUUUGGCUCUGAUUCUCAAACCAAUGGUGACACAUUGCUGCGUCAACUCUGGAACCACACUGACGCAAUCUUGUGCUGCUCGCUAAAAACAAACGCUUCACCGGUUUUCACAUUUGCAAACCAAACCGGUUUGGACAUGCUGGAAACUACUCUUGUAGCACUUCAAGACAUAAUGCUAGACAAGACCCUGGAUGAGCCUGGUCGUAAAGCUCUUUGCUCUGAGUUCCCCAAGAUCAUGCAACAGGGAUAUGCGCAUCUUCCUGCGGGAGUAUGUGCAUCAAGCAUGGGGAGAUUGGUGUCUUACGAGCAGGCAACAGUGUGGAAAGUUCUUGAAGACGAUGAAUCGAACCAUUGCUUAGCUUUUAUGUUUGUGAACUGGUCGUUCAUUUGAGGAAGAAGUGUACUCCAUUCCCCAUGGAAGGUUUGGUUAUUUGUGUAAGAUAUUAAAGUUAGGGUGCUAUUAUGCUCAACAGUGUUUUGAAAUUCAGAGACUAAUAUGUAAUAUGACUUAUGUAUGAUCCUUUAUGGAUUGUUCUUGUUUUAUGUUAUGGCAGGAUAUUAUUAUGAUGAAUGUUAUUAAGUCCUUUUUUGUUGUGCUAAUUUGCUUUUGCAAGAGUUGUUUUUAUCUGAUCAUUUUCCUU
Messenger RNA from Eruca vesicaria subsp. sativa (arugula), 1684 nucleotides. NCBI's taxonomy places the organism in Eukaryota, Viridiplantae, Streptophyta, Magnoliopsida, Brassicales, Brassicaceae. The record is from the annotation of a GenBank genome assembly.